UCAUUGGUAGAAAUUAAAAAAAAAAAAAUAUCAUCAGGACUAAUGCCGCUUGGAAUAACAAUAGUAUUAAUAGCAGCGUGGGCAAGAUUAACAUUAGGGGCUGACGUUGCAACGGAAAUUGCAAAUACCACUCCUGGCAAUACAAAGGUCGCCCUUGAAGAUUAUCUAGAAAGCCAUAGGCGUCAAUUCGCCGCCCAUUUGGACGACUACAAUAAUCGUAUCGAUGCGCUUCAUAAGUUGUUUGAGAAAAAUUUGGAAACUAUUGAAAUUCAAAAACAAUUGCUAUUAGAUCGGAUACGGCAGGCGGAAGAGCGCUUGUUUCCGUUGGAAUUAUUGAACGAGCAGAGUAAGAAAUGCGUUAGCAAAUAUCGUAACGAUAUGCCAAAUUCCGCGAGAACUCAAGACGAUAUCUCGGAAUGUCUUGACGUGGCUAAAUAUCAAUUACGUGUUAUUGGAACUGAACCGCGAGAAUUACUUAAAACAUUAAAUAACUAUUAUGCAAAUAAUUUUGAGAAAAGUAUCUCAAAUUGUUUGGCGGAAGUUAACACGCCCUAUACCUGCAUUGAAGAGCAAAUUUUUAAUGCCAAUGAGUUUACCGUCGAUCAUAAUUUAAAAUUCGAUGAACAAAUGGAUAAUUCCGAGCAUUACGCUCGAGCACACAUCAAGGCCGCCUUAAAUUGUUCAUUUGUAAUUGAUUUUCAAGCGGUGAUGGCCAUUGCCGAGAUAAAAUUGAAUAUCGAUUUGUGCAUGAAAUCGAACGAUAAUUAUUGCAUGUGCAAACAGGGUCACACUUGCAAUAAUCUGCAACGAGUGCCCCUAAGCGAUUUAAAUUCUGAAAAUAUUACAAUCACAAAUUCAUUAUACGGUACUUCAAACACUUGCUUACUGCUAACAGCAAGUUCGGAAAAAGGAGAUAUGACAAGUACUGAAAGUCCACCAAAAAGUUAAAAAAAUAUUCAUAGAAUGGCUAACAACGGUUCAUAGAUUUUCAUAGAAUUGAUUUAUAUAUAAAAGUAGACAAUGCUGAAGUUGCU
Molecule: messenger RNA, 1034 nt
Organism: Glossina fuscipes
Lineage: Eukaryota; Metazoa; Arthropoda; Insecta; Diptera; Glossinidae
Exons: 3
Coding region: 43-948 (301 amino acids)
Source: RefSeq, a predicted model, not a curated record